GUGAUUUAUUAAUAAAUGCACAUUUUGAAUAAGAUACAGAACCUUAGAGGGACUUCAAACUCCGCAGCAGGAGAUUAGUAGCAUCUCCAGCCUCUCUCCACUGGAUCUCAGGAGCAUCUCCCCAGGCACGACAACCAAAAAUGUCUCUAGACAUUGCCAAAUGUCCCCUGGGGGGCAAAAGAGCCAUUAGUUCAGAACCCCUGGUAUAUGUAAAAGAAAUCACUUCUGCAGGUGGAUAAGAAUUCUAAAGUUCACAACUGAAGUUUUCUUUUUGUAUUCCUUCUUCAAUGGUUCUUAACCUUACUUGGGUCAAGCAAACUUUGGCAGAUCUGUUGAAAGCUGUUGACUCCCUCAAUCCUCAGAAAAAUGCACGUGCUUACACUGUGUCAAACAUCACUUCAGGCAAUUCACGCUAGGGUUCUCCUGUGAGGAGUUCUGUGUCCUGGAGCUUACAGAAUUGUCGUGGUCUGUAUUUUCCAGCUGGGUGGGCGACCGAAGACUGGUGUCCAGAAAGUCUGUAUUUUGGAGUCUCUUCUGCUUUUACUUCAGAACACUGACAAUCAGGCAAGAAUCUUCCCAUUUACCAAACUCUCACUCCUUUCGUCUUAUCCUGCAUUAGUAGUCAGUUUUAGCAAGAUUCAUCCUAGCAGAAGCCAAAACUCUGAUGAGGUAGGAUAGAUCCAACUCCCCCUCACUCCCUUCUAGCCCUGAUUGCUGCCUAGCCCAGCUUAUUCCCUCCUUGACUGUCCAGAUGAGUGAGAAGAAUGAUGGAAAGAAUCAGAGUGUCGGUCAGGUAAGAAAGGGGGCCACAUGGAUGCUUGAUUUUGAUUGUGAAAUACAAUACACACACACACACACACACACACAGAAAAGUGCAUAGACUAUGUACCUAAAACUUAGGAAUAAAUUAUAAACUCUCUGUAACCACCACCCACUGGGUACGUCUAAAGAAAGAAUUUCUAGAAAUCCAAAGCCAUAUUAAACACAAAACUGGCCUCUGCUCCUUUCCUGCUCCCCACCUGGUGUGAGAGCUGUGUGCCAGACCUUGGCGCUUCCUAGCUCACACAGCCUACGAGUCAAGGUCAGCGCUCCCAGCAAUCGCUGACCUCUUCUUCCAGCCGGGCUCUGCUCUCUGUAGCAAACUCCCCAGGGGCUGUCUCGCCCCGGACCUCGCAGCCCGCCUCGGUAAUUAGGGGGUGAGGGAGGAUCCGGGCGGCCCCUGAGCGACAGCAGGUAAGCUUCUCAGCCAGUCUGGUUCGAGAACAGGAAAGAAUGCGGGAGGGGUAGGAUUUCUUUCCUGGUAGGAUACGUGGGGAAAGACUGGGGCCUGUGUGUCCCUCUUUUCGACCAGGGUGUCUCUGUUGCUCCAUAAAUAAAACGUCUCCCUGCCUUCUGCGAGCGCUAUAAAGGCAGCGGGACGGCCAUCCCGGGGGCAUUCCGGGCGGGGCACGAGCCGAAACAGGUCAUGGCAGCGCCGGGCGCCAGGUCGGAGCCGCCGCCGCUCCCCGAGUACAGCUGCAGCUACGUGGUGUCGCGGCCGGUCUACAGCGAGCUCGCCUUUCAGCAGCAGCACGAGCGGCGCCCGCAGGAGCGCGCGACGCUGCGGGAGAGCCUGGCCAGGGGCUGCAGUUGUUCAAGAAAGAGAACCCUUGGGGUGCUGAAGACACUCCUGCCCAUCUUGGACUGGCUCCCCACAUACCGGAUCAAGGAAUGGCUGCUUAGUGACAUCAUCUCAGGAGUCAGUACUGGGCUGGUGGGCACGCUGCAAGGCAUGGCGUACGCUCUGCUUGCUGCGGUUCCUGUUGGAUACGGUCUCUACUCCGCCUUUUUUCCCAUCCUGACGUACUUUAUCUUUGGAACAUCAAGACACAUCUCAGUUGGACCUUUCCCAGUGGUCAGUUUAAUGGUGGGAUCUGUUGUUCUGAGCAUGGCCCCCGACGAACACUUUCUCGUAUCCAGCAGUAACGGAACUGCAUUAAAUACAACCGUGAUAGACUCUGCAGCUAGAGAUGCAGCAAGAGUAUUGAUUGCGAGCUCCCUUACUCUUUUGGUUGGAAUCAUACAGUUGAUAUUUGGAGGUUUACAGAUUGGCUUCAUCGUGAGGUACUUGGCAGAUCCUUUGGUUGGCGGAUUUACAACAGCUGCGGCCUUCCAAGUGUUGGUCUCACAGCUAAAGAUCGUCCUCAAUGUUUCAACCAAAAACUAUAACGGAGUCCUCUCCAUUAUCUAUACUCUGAUUGAGAUUUUUCAAAAUAUUGGUAGCACCAAUCUUGCUGAUUUCAUUGCUGGAUUACUCACCAUUAUCAUCUGUAUGGCAGUUAAGGAAGUAAAUGAUCGAUUUAAACACAAAAUCCCAGUCCCUAUUCCUAUAGAAGUAAUCGUGACAAUAAUUGCUACUGGCAUUUCAUAUGGAGUCAACCUGGAAAAACAUUACAAUGCUGGCAUUGUUAAAUCCAUCCCUAGGGGGUUUUUGCCUCCUGUCCUUCCACCUGUGAGCUUGUUUUCUCAGAUGCUGGCUGCAUCAUUUUCCAUUGCGGUGGUGGCUUAUGCUAUUGCGGUGUCUGUAGGAAAAGUCUAUGCCGUCAAGUAUGAUUACACCAUCGACGGGAACCAGGAAUUCGUUGCCUUUGGGAUCAGCAACAUCUUCUCGGGAUUCUUCUCUUGUUUUGUGGCCACCACUGCCCUGUCCCGCACUGCUGUCCAGGAGAGCACUGGGGGAAAGACACAGAUUGCUGGCAUCAUCUCAGCUGGGAUAGUGAUGGUCGCCAUUGUUGCCCUGGGGAAGCUGCUGGAACCCUUGCAGAAGUCGGUCUUGGCAGCUGUUGUAAUUGCCAACCUGAAAGGGAUGUUUAUGCAGGUGUGUGACGUUCCUCGUCUGUGGAGGCAGAAUAAGACUGACGCUGUUAUCUGGGUGUUUACGUGCGUAGCAUCCAUCAUUCUGGGGCUGGACCUUGGUUUACUAGCUGGCCUUGUAUUUGGAUUACUGACCGUGGUCCUGAGAAUUCAGUUUCCUUCAUGGAGUAGCCUUGGAAUCAUCCCCACCACAGACAUCUACAAAAGUACCAAGAAUUACAAAAAUGUUGAAGAACCUGAAGGAGUGAAGAUUCUUAGAUUCUCUAGUCCUAUUUUUUACGGCAACGUUGAUGGUUUUAAAAAAUGUAUCAAGUCCACAGUUGGAUUUGAUGCCAUUAGAGUGUAUAACAAGAGGAUGAAAGCAUUGAGGAAAAUACGGAAACUCAUCCAAAAAGGGCAAUUAAGAGCAACAAAGAAUGGCAUUAUAAGCAAUGCUGGUUCAGCAAAUAGUGCUUUCGAGCCUGAUGAAGAUAUUGGAGAUCCAGAGGAACUUGAUGUCCCAACCAAAGAAAUUGAGAUUCGAGUGGAUUGGAACUCUGAGCUUCCUGUCAAAGUGAAUGUUCCCAAAGUGCCAAUCCAUAGCCUCGUGCUUGAUUGUGGAGCCAUCUCUUUCUUGGAUGUUGUUGGCGUGAGAUCGUUGAGAGUGGUUGUCAAAGAAUUCCAAAGAAUUGAUGUAAAUGUGUACUUUGCGUCACUUCAAGAUCAUGUGAUAGAAAAGCUGGAGAAAUGUGGUUUCUUUAGUGAUAACAUUAGAAAGGACAUAUUCUUUUUGACUGUCCACGAUGCUGUCCUCCAUCUACAGAACCAGGUGAAAUCGCGAGAGGGUCAAGAUUCCAUUUUAGAAAUGAUCACGCUUAUCCAAGACUGUAAAGAUCCUCUUGAAUUAAUGGAAGCAGAGCUGAUUGAAGAAGAACUUGAUGUCCAGAAUGAGGCUAUGCGUAGACUUGCUUCCUGAAACUGGGCUCAGAAGGUCGCCGUGAGCAAGGACUGCAAGGAAAAUCUAGCCACCAGUGGAAUUCUAUGCAAACAUUUUCUGCCUUGAUUAUUUCUUUGGACUUGAAACACUCACUCUUUUUCUAUUGGAUUUUUAAAAAUCUUUACUUUUUUAACCUCUUAGCCAUUGAAAGAGAAGCACUAAGAUUGUUUCUAGGCUUUAUUUAUAAAAUAAAUAGCUUACCUCUGAGAUGUGCAAAAUGAGAAUUAUCCAGGCGACUGAGCCAUGUCCAGCAUCUGCUAAUGUGAUGCUCUGUUCCUCCAAGACAGAUGUGUUAACAGUGCUCACAUGGGUACUGCUGCCUCCGUUCAGCUGGGGUAAGUGUGACCCAACAGCCUCCGUGGGCAGGAAUGAUUAUCCUAAAGAAAAAUCCAUUUCGGACUGGCCUUGAUACCCACCAGCUGCACUGAGCACAGUGUAAGGUCACAUUGAGUUAAUGCUGAAAUACGAUUGUUAAUGCAUUUACCAAUAAAUGCCUUCAAAAAUCACUUUUGGUAAAUACAUCAAAAAAGCUUUUAAAAUGCAAAUUUAGUUAGUACUUAAUAAGGAAUGUUAUUAUAUGUAACCGGAGUGCAGAAUCAAAAAAACGGUUCACUUAAAAGCUACAGAACUGGGCGGAUAUGUUUUAGAAACACUGAUUCAGGGAAGUGAAGCAAUAAUAAGAUUAUCGUGGCUUAUAGAAAUAAUUUUUCAAUAAGAUAAUCAUGGAUCACAAUUAAGAUCAAAUAAAAUAUAUGACAGACUAUCUCUAGCUUAAAAAUUCAGUUUUAAUUUAUCUUAGUUUAUAGAAAUGAUCAUUGUGUAGAGAUAUAUUUAAGUACGGUCUAUUUAAAAUCUAACACGAAAAUUGUGUUAUUUUGAACAAAAAACAACUCUGAUAUGUUUAUGAAACUGUGGUGAUUAAAACGAGUUUAUAUUUUUCUCUAAAA
Molecule: messenger RNA, 4776 nt
Organism: Equus caballus (horse)
Lineage: Eukaryota; Metazoa; Chordata; Mammalia; Perissodactyla; Equidae
Gene: SLC26A4
Product: solute carrier family 26 member 4
Biological process (GO): transmembrane transport
Cellular component (GO): plasma membrane
Molecular function (GO): bicarbonate transmembrane transporter activity; chloride transmembrane transporter activity; oxalate transmembrane transporter activity
Source: RefSeq, a predicted model, not a curated record